Messenger RNA from Helobdella robusta, 312 nucleotides. RefSeq lists its product as hypothetical. NCBI's taxonomy places the organism in Eukaryota, Metazoa, Annelida, Clitellata, Rhynchobdellida, Glossiphoniidae. The record is from RefSeq and is a predicted model, not a curated record. Bases 1 to 312 code for a protein of 103 amino acids. The transcript has 3 exons.
AUGAUGAAACUGCUUGUUUUUCUGACUCUGAUGUUCAUCAUCAACGUUGUUUGUUCCUUGGAUAAUUACGACAACGAGGUAAUAUGUUUGUUAUAUGUUCUUUAUCCUAAACAUUGUAAAAUAUUCCUUGAAGCAGGGCUGGGCAAACUACGGCCCACAAAGCUAUUUUAUGCGGCCGAAGAUUUGCGCUUGAAGAGGGGCUUGAAAGAAAUAUUUGACAAGGUCAAGGAGAAAGGAAAAGUUGUGGCCGAUGACGUCAAGAAAUUCGUCGUUGGCGUUAUGUCCGCAGUCUUGAAAAGUGGUAAAAAAUAA